GAGGGAGGGAGAGAGACAGAACAGGAAAUGCAGUAUUUGCGAGACUCUUAAAAAGUCCAUUUAAAAGUUUGACUGCAGAACUGUUCAUCACUGCGACUGAAAUGCCUAACUACACAGUAACUGUUGCCACAGGCACACAGUGGUUUGCUGGUACAGAUGACUACAUUUACUUGACCCUUGUGGGAUCUGAGCACUGCAGUGAGAGGACUCUCCUGGAUAAACCUCUCUAUAAUGAUUUUGAGAGAGGAGCGGUGGACUCAUAUGACAUCAGUGUGGGAGAGGACCUGGGUGAAAUCGAGCUGGUCAAAAUUGAAAAGAAGAAAUACUGGGUGCAAGAUGAUUGGUACUGCAAAUACAUCACGGUCAAGACGCCUUAUGGAGAUUACAUUGAGUUUCCCUGCUUCCGCUGGUUAGUUGAUGACAAGGAAGUGAUCCUCAGAGAUGGCAGGGCCCGUCUGCCACAGCAUGAUAAGACCUGGGCAGUGAAGCAGCACAGACGCAAAGAACUGGAACAGAGGCAGAAAACAUACAGAUGGAAGGAAUGGCACCCUGGUUUCCCUAUGAGUAUCGACGCCAAGGCCCACAGUGAACUCCCACGUGACAUUCAGUUCGACAGUGAGAAAGGGGUAGACUUUGUUCUCAACUACAGCAAAGCGAUAGAGAACCUCUAUGUAAAUCAAUUCAUGCACAUGUUCCAGUCUUCAUGGACAGAUUUCGCCGAUUUUGAGCGGAUAUUUGUGAGAAUAAAGAACACAAUAUCAGAAUAUGUGAUGCAACACUGGAAGGAAGACUUCAUGUUUGGGUAUCAGUUCUUGAAUGGCUGCAAUCCUGUCAUCAUAAGCAAAUGCACUAAGAUACCAGACAAGUUUCCAGUCACACAUAAGUUAGUGGGGGACAGCCUGGAAAGAGGUCUCACUCUUGAGGAGGAGAUCAAGGAAGGAAACAUUUUCAUUGCUGACUAUGAGGUAAUGGAUGGCGUGACUGCCAAUGCAACAGACCCAUGCACCCUUCAGUAUUUGGCUGCACCCAUCUGCCUCUUGUACAGGAACAGUCAGAACAAAAUAUUUCCAAUCGCAAUUCAGCUGAGUCAAACCCCAGGCGAGGAUAACCCUAUAUUUCUCCCAACUGAUGACCAGUACGAUUGGUUGUUGGCCAAAAUCUGGGUGAGAUCUUCAGACUUUCACGUUCACCAGACAGUCACACAUCUUCUCAGGACACAUCUGAUAUCCGAGGUCUUUGGUAUAGCCAUGUACAGACAACUACCUGCGGUUCACCCAGUUUUUAAGUUGCUGUUACCUCACAUCCGUUUCACCAUUGCCAUUAACACCAAGGCUCGUGAGCAACUUAUCUGUGAGUGUGGACUCUUUGACAAGGCUAAUGGCACAGGUGGAGGUGGCCAUGUAGAACUAGUGCAGAGGGCCAUGAAGACCUUCACAUACAAGUCCCUGUGUUUCCCAGAGUCUAUAAAAGCUCGAGGGAUGGAUAGCCAGGAGGAGUUGCCGUAUUACUUCUACAGGGAUGAUGGCAACAAAGUCUGGGAGGCUGUGAAAAACUUUGUGACAGAUGUGGUGAACGUCUACUAUGACAGUGAUGAAACACUUCAAAAAGAUGUGGAGAUCCAGGCAUUUGUUAAAGAUGUUUGCAGCUUUGGGAUGCAGGAUUUCGACUAUUGUGAGUUUCCAAAGACAUUGCAAACCAAAGAGCAGCUAGUGGAGUAUCUAACCAUCGUGAUCUUCACUGCCUCUGCGCACCAUGCUGCUGUAAACUUUGGUCAGUAUGACUGGUGUUCAUGGAUUCCAAAUUCCCCCCCAACCAUGAGGAAACCUCCUCCAACAAAAAAGGGCCAAGUGGAUUUAACGUACAUAGUGGAGAGUCUGCCUGAUCGGGGCAGAUCCUGCUGGCAUCUUGGAGCCGUGUGGGCCCUCAGCCAGUUUCAAGAAAAUGAGUUGUUUUUAGGCAUGUAUAGCGAUGAGCAUUUUAUUGAGAAACCUGUGAAGGAGGCCAUGGUGGAAUUUCGCAAGAAUCUUGCAGAAAUAUCGAAAAUCAUCAAGAACCGAAAUGAAGGCAAGAAGCUGCCGUACUACUAUCUGUCUCCAGAUCGAAUCCCAAACAGUGUGGCUGUCUGAGCCACCAGAACGGCCAUUGUCAGGAUGAUUUAGUUGAGUGUUAAGCAGUUUUAUAUUUCAUGCCUGCUUGUGUUAAAAUACAAAAAGUCUUUGUUUACUCUUAUAUAAAGUUUAUUUUACAUUUAUAUAAAAAAAAUUCUGUAAUUUUGAUCAUAAUAGUAAUUUGUCCUCAACCAUCUAUUUAACUUUUAUGUCCAUUAAUCAUGAUCUGGGGGUCUCAUUUAUAAAGCAAGCAGUUUCCACGCAAAAGUUGUGAUCAAUAAAAAAACAACUGAGGAUGAUUCUUGCAUGCACACUAUCAGGUGAUCUGUGAUUUAUAAAGGGAACAUUGCUUUGUUUAAUAAGUCUUAAUAUUUUUUUGUGCCAUUUUGGCUUUUGUGCGUACGUAGACUUUUAGUAAGGAUUUUAUAAAUGAGAACCCAGAUCAAUUCAUGUUCUGCAUUUUUUUCUUUUGAAUGUACUGUAAAAUAUACCUGAAUUACAGAAAUGCUAAUUGACAAUGUGUUUUAUGCCUGGGUGCGGGGGAUUUCAUUUUCACUUUAAAGGGUAAUAAGACAUUUCAUAAUAUUGAAUAAUUAACAAUUUUGUGGAAAUCAUACAGAAAAGGACAACAUACUGUACGCCUAUGAGUCACAUUCUUUUAACCAUUGGUUUCAAUAAAAUAAAUAAUCACAAUAUUUUUGGUUCAAAUCAUUAUUUAAUUUCGAACAUUAAGAUUUUAUUUAUUAUAUAUAUAUUUAAAAAUGUUCUACAGUCUACUGGAUAAUGAUUGUUAA
Messenger RNA from Misgurnus anguillicaudatus (oriental weatherfish), 2902 nucleotides. RefSeq names its product arachidonate 5-lipoxygenase a (gene alox5a). The record is from RefSeq and is a predicted model, not a curated record. Gene Ontology annotation, biological process: lipid oxidation. Gene Ontology annotation, molecular function: iron ion binding; protein binding; oxidoreductase activity, acting on single donors with incorporation of molecular oxygen, incorporation of two atoms of oxygen. NCBI's taxonomy places the organism in Eukaryota, Metazoa, Chordata, Actinopteri, Cypriniformes, Cobitidae.